Rattus norvegicus (Norway rat) is the source of this 6595-nucleotide messenger RNA. NCBI's taxonomy places the organism in Eukaryota, Metazoa, Chordata, Mammalia, Rodentia, Muridae. The record is from RefSeq and is a predicted model, not a curated record.
UGCCAUCCUGUGUGUGUGACUGUCACCGAGGAAGGCUCACUGUGGGUCUCUAAGGUUGGUAAGACUCCAUUUCCCCUUUUCCUUAGGAUCCUGGUGACUGAAUGGAACGCCAUUUUUUUUUUCUUCUCGUUUCAGACAGAUUUGCUCAGCGCGAUGGGCUGCAAAAACCUGUUGAGCCUGGGUCAGCAGAUGCUGCGCCGGAAAGUGGUGGACUGCAGCCGGGAGGAGAGCCGGCUGUCCCGCUGCCUCAACACCUAUGAUCUGGUAGCUCUUGGGGUGGGCAGCACCUUGGGUGCUGGUGUCUACGUCCUAGCCGGUGCAGUGGCCCGUGAGAAUGCUGGUCCUGCCAUCGUCAUCUCCUUCCUGAUCGCUGCUCUUGCCUCAGUGCUGGCCGGCCUGUGCUAUGGCGAGUUUGGUGCCCGUGUCCCCAAGACGGGCUCAGCCUACCUCUACAGCUAUGUGACAGUGGGGGAGCUCUGGGCCUUCAUCACUGGCUGGAACCUGAUUCUCUCCUACAUCAUCGGUACAUCCAGCGUGGCAAGAGCCUGGAGUGCAACUUUUGACGAGCUGAUAGGCAAACCCAUCGGAGAGUUCUCGCGUCAACACAUGGCCCUGAACGCCCCUGGGGUGCUGGCCCAAACCCCGGAUAUAUUUGCUGUGAUUAUAAUUAUCAUCCUGACAGGACUGUUAACUCUCGGUGUGAAAGAAUCAGCCAUGGUCAACAAAAUCUUCACCUGUAUCAAUGUCCUGGUCUUGUGCUUCAUCAUGGUGUCGGGAUUUGUGAAAGGCUCCAUUGAGAACUGGCAGCUCACGGAGAAUAAAUCCAGUCCUCUCUGUGGGAACAAUGACACAAACGUGAAAUACGGUGAGGGAGGGUUCAUGCCCUUUGGAUUCUCUGGUGUCCUGUCAGGGGCAGCGACCUGCUUUUAUGCCUUCGUGGGCUUUGACUGCAUCGCCACCACAGGGGAAGAAGUCAAGAACCCCCAGAAGGCCAUUCCUGUGGGCAUCGUGGCGUCCCUCCUCAUUUGCUUCAUAGCUUACUUUGGGGUGUCCGCUGCUCUCACCCUCAUGAUGCCCUACUUCUGCCUGGACACUGACAGCCCACUGCCUGGCGCCUUCAAGUACAGGGGCUGGGAAGAAGCUAAGUAUGCAGUGGCCGUGGGCUCCCUCUGCGCACUCUCCACCAGUCUCCUAGGUUCCAUGUUCCCCAUGCCCCGAGUUAUCUAUGCCAUGGCUGAAGAUGGACUACUGUUUAAAUUUUUGGCCAAAAUCAACGAUAGGACCAAAACACCAAUAAUCGCUACUGUGACCUCAGGCGCCAUCGCUGCUGUGAUGGCCUUCCUCUUUGAACUGAAGGAUCUGGUGGACCUCAUGUCCAUUGGUACUCUCCUGGCUUACUCUUUGGUGGCUGCCUGUGUUUUGGUCUUACGGUACCAGCCAGAACAACCUAAUCUGGUAUACCAGAUGGCCAGAACCACCGAUGAGCUAGACCAGGUAGACCAGAAUGAGAUGGUCAGUGCCAGUGAGUCCCAGACAGGCUUUUUACCAGCAGCCGAGAAGUUUUCUCUGAAAACCAUACUCUCACCCAAGAACAUGGAGCCGUCCAAAUUCUCAGGGCUAAUUGUGAACAUUUCAGCCGGCCUCCUAGCCGUUCUUAUCAUCACCGUGUGCAUUGUGGCCGUGCUUGGAAGAGAGGCCCUGGCUGAAGGGACGCUGUGGGCAGUCUUUGUAAUGACAGGGUCAGUCCUCCUCUGCAUGCUGGUGACGGGCAUCAUCUGGAGGCAGCCUGAGAGCAAGACCAAGCUCUCGUUUAAGGUACCCUUUGUCCCCGUACUUCCUGUCUUAAGCAUCUUUGUGAACAUCUAUCUCAUGAUGCAACUGGACCAGGGCACGUGGGUCCGGUUCGCAGUGUGGAUGCUGAUAGGCUUUGCCAUCUACUUUGGCUAUGGGGUCUGGCACAGUGAGGAAGCAUCCCUGGCUGCUGGCCAGGCAAAGACUCCUGACAGCAACUUGGACCAGUGCAAAUGACCCAUAGCCCCACCCACCAAGGUGACAGCGGUUGACGGGUGCCGGCAGAGGCCUGGGACCCUCACACUCUCUCCCCUCAUGCCUCGGGACCAGCUCACACCCCCAAUGUCACCAAAGCUGGUUUGUAGCCUCAGCCAUAGCUGACAUGGCUUGGUCAGACAGCCCUGCAGCCAGCUCCAGAGAUCCUGGUCACUUCUGGACAGUUCCUUGGUUUUUCUCAUCUCCCUCUGAACAAAGAAAGCAGCCCUUCUCCCUGCCAGCUGGGCGCUUUGCUGCUUCGGCCCCAGCAGAAGGGAGGCCCCCUUCUCCUCUUAUUCGGGAAGCAGGCCUCCCUCCUUCCCUGGGACCACCCUGCGUACACUCAUACGUACACUCCAGAGGGUUAGUGGGCGUCUAUCUCCCUGUCAACCCAGCCAGGACAGCCACCUGACCCCAAGAUGCGAGACUAGCCCAGUGAGGAAGCUGUCUCCCAGCAGUGCAACCCAACAGCCCAUCAACUCCAGAAUACCUAGAGGACCAACAGGCCCGCAUCUUACUGCUUUCAGGCUGGGGUAUUAGGAUGGGGCCCUGAUCUGCAUAGAGGCUUCUGAACCAAGCCCAGCACAGUGUGAGCCAUUCUCACGCGCAGAAAACGGGAGGUCCCUGGAGUGAUCGAUUGUAUCAAGACUGGAUGGCCAGCUCUGCUCACGUGGACGAGGGCGACAUUCUCUAGCCUUAUUCUUAGCAGGCCUGGAUCAGUUUCUGCUGCUCUUGGCAUCUGUCCUCACUGUCCUGAGUCACUGGAACACGAGGCUAUAUCAGUAGGAUUGUCAUUCUCUCAGGUCUUCCAAGGUGGUUCGGACAGGUGGCACUCAAUACAGGGUGGUGACACUCUUCUAACCGCUGACGCGAAGGACUGCUGUGGGGGUCCUCCAGUCGCUUGCUGUGAAUCACUCCACUGGAUUAACUUGGGGCUCACUGUUGUUAAUGUUCCAACCUUGGGAGAUGGUCAAAUAAUUACCCAGUGCCAUAUCAGCUUGUGGUUCGUGAUGUGUGCUCUGCACAAGAGGUGGCUUGGGGUCCUACCGCUAUCCCUCCUGUAGCUGUGGUGCCUUUGCCUGCCGUGCUACUGGUAAGAUUUCUACCCUGGCCUGGACCUUCUGCUCCCCGAGUCUGCCUUCAUUUCCCCUCCCCCAUGCUCCUUAUCUCUCUGGGUGAGGCCCUAGGGCCUACACCUCUUCACUUACUCUGUGUAGAUAGAAAGGAUGGUGAGUGAGUGCUGGUGGAUUCCUGGAACCAGCAGGGCACCCCUCCUCCACACCCACGCCAUGACAACAGGGCGGGGAAGGCUGGUGUCUUAGACUAAUAUUAAUGCUGUUUUUAAAGCCUAGCUUUCUUUCCUGUCUGGCCUUUGACCCAUGUCUGGUGGAAACCGGCCGGGUAAACUGAUGACACUGUCUUCCCCUCUGCUCUGGAAGGUUCUUGGGAAUGGCCGGAGUUGGUGGAACUGGCCUGGCACGGAACCUAGUGGUGGAGCACUUGCCUAGCAUAUGCAGGGCCCCAGUGCUACGGAAAAUUAGAGAAACCGCCCGGUUGCUGUGUCAGCCAGUGGAGGGUAGCAGAGCAGCCAAGAGCCAGGCAUCGUGCCAGGCCCUGACCCCCAUCCAGGCACUUUGUCUCCUAGGCUGUCUGAGAAAACUUCAAAGGGAGUAUUAUAAGACCCUAAAUGUUGAGUUUCUAAAGGUAUUUAAAGUUAUGUAGAUUGGUGCUGUAAAAUAUUUUGAUAAAUAUUAACUUAUUUCGUUCGGGUCUUAAUUACCUGUUGUCUUCUUAGGGCCUGUUAGAUAUGUCUGGGUUGGUUUUUUUUCCCCCCCUUGUUACUUACAUAGGCAGAGAAGGAGUGCCCAGUGAGGUGUUGGGAGAAUUAGGUUUCACUCUGUAGCUGCCCUAGUCUAGCCUCUGCCUCAGGCUCCUGAGUGCUAAGGUCGUAGGUGUGAGCCUCCUCUCCUCCUGCUAAACUGUCUCCUCGCUUUCUGGAUGAAACUUUCCUGUCUAAGGCAGCUGAACAAUGUGUUUACAGUUGACAUUUCAGCCAGCAGCCUGGAUCCCACCAAGGGGAAAGGUAUAUAUAUAUAUAUAUAUAUAUAUAUAUAUAUAUAUAUAUAUAUAUAUAUAUAUAUAUGGGUUUGAUCCGCCGACAGCAAUGGUGGCAGAUCUGCUCUGUGUGUUUCACUAUGUGACACAGGAGCAAACACAGGCCUUGGCUGGGGGUGGGGGUGGAGGGGUGACAUCCUAUACCCACUUCCUAGUCAGGAAAAGAUAUGCAGGGGUGACUUGCCUAGUUAGUUGAUUGGCCACUGAGCUUUCACUAAGUGUGGACAGUUAACCAGGGAAGCUCUUUUGGGGUGCACGGGAACAAUGAAGCUUGGAGGGAGCCCCUAAUAUGCUUUUUUAUUAUGCCCCCAGUUCCUUUUCCUGAAAGGAAAACACAAGCCCCAAACCCAGACAACACACAUACACACAUCCCUCCGGACCCACAGUAGGUAGGGUCGAGUCUCCUAGUCUCCCGUCCAAAAAAGAGUCCCAUUGGAUUUCAAAGCGUGGCCAGUAUUUCCUACCUGGUUGGGACUUAAACAUUUUAAAGACAACUUCCCAUGCCUUCCCUUCAACUAGAGUGCUCACAUUGGAAAGACCCAUUUUCUCAGGAGCCUGUGCCCUUCCUUCUUGUCUCUGGGUCGAAGUUCAUGAAGAAGCCAAUACCCAGGGAGCUGUGCUUAGGAGUGGGGCCCAAGAUGUCUCCACCUUUCAGAAGGUGGCCCCAGUGGUGGCUUGGUGGCCAGAAGUGACUGCAGGACCGUGGCAGGACAUCAGGCUCCUCCACCUGCCCCUAGUGGGCAAGGGUUGGAUAUCCCCCCUCCCAAACCCCCCCUCCUGAGCACAGCCAGCGUGUGCACACCAAAGGGAAUAUAUGACACACUCCACCCUGUCCACUACCUGCCACUCUCAUGCACAGGGCUGGGGAUACCAGUGGCUAUGUUUGUACGUUGGCCCUAACCCCAGGCAGACAUUCUGAAUUGGGUAGUGUUCAUAGUCUCCUCUAACAAGGAACUUGCCCAACGCUGGAAGAAGCUUAGAAACAGCAGUGUGAGGGACUGGGUUCCUGGGAUAAGCGUGGACAAGUCCCACAGACCCCCUCAUAUCUACCGGCCAAGCCACGGGCACCGCUGGCCUGUGUACCUACCUACAAUGAAAACAUGGCUGGCUCUCGCCGGGGCCCAUCCUUUCUGACUUGAAUGUCGUAUGUCCCCACAGAAACUUAUUUCAUUCUAAUAAAAGCUUACUGUUUUCUUGGUACCCAAACACUAAAGAAUCUUAGUGGGGAUCUCAGUGCCAGGAUACUUGAGUCCAGGUAUGGUUGAGGUAGCCAAGUGAGUGGCCAACAGAGAAUACAUGAGCCAUGGAACUGCUACAGAAGUCAAAGUCAGCGGUGAAUGUAUGUUAUGUGCGGUUAUUUUAUGGAGUUCAAACCGUCCUGUCUGUUUGGCCUCCUCGUGAGAAGAUUGUACGUGAGGCUCCUGGGGGGAGAGUGAACGGUCCAUUCCUUCAGCUCAUUUUGGUGUGUGGAAUGCUUUUAUUGACACAGUGGUACAGGUGAAAUGUGCACCAGUCCAAUGUGGUUAGGAUGAAAAUUUUAAGGCAAAAAGAAAAAAAAAUCAGCUGGUUUUCACCUCCCUUACUCUAGCCCAGUCUGGCCGUAUCCGCUGCUCCAUUGAACUGGAAGAAUAUGGUGUGGCCAAGGGUCUUGGGACAUGGUGACCAAGGAGCCUUCCUGGACCAUCCUGUUACAUGUGCUGAAUGGCUAGCAAAAAAAGCCCAGGAGAGAUGAAAAGACCACGUCCAAAAAAUGUUCUCAGGGCGCUGGCGUGUCCAGCAGGGUCAGGAAGCAAGAUUUAGGAAGAGACAUCAUGCAAACUAAUUUAUUGACAAGUGUUACCUUUGCGUUCCUUGACAAGCUUUUUUGCGUUUGGGACUUAUUUUCCCAUUUGAGAAGUUAUAAUAUAUCUUUGUAUUUAAGGUAUUUACUGCUUUGUUUGUGCCUUGCAGCUUCGAUGGGUUUAAGGUUCACAGAGGGUCAUGAUACUAAUGAGGGCUGGUUUAUUAGCAAACCUGAGCAGUUAAGUGGUUUCUCCAGGACAAUUUUUUUACUUCUACUGAACACAGAGCCAUUAUUAAAAGAGUUAUGUGUGGAUUUUCAUUAUGUAAAUUGUAUAUAUUUUUUUGCUUGUUCGAGGUUCUAUUUUUCUAAUAGUCUUCUUACAGUUUCUUACAAUGACAUUAGAUUAAGUCCGAUACUAACUGUAAAUCAAGCUGGUCUCUGUUGGAUUCCCGUGGAUUAAUUCUAUUUUAUUUUAAGGCCAAGUGCAGGUGUCGUCCAUCACCCUUUUAAGAAAUGUGAAACUUGUGUCUCCCCUCGUGGCUGAAUACAUUGUACACUGGCAAACCCCCUCCCGUCCCUGUGUGUCAGAGCUAUUUUGUGGUACAUUGUGUCAUGCUUCUGCAGAUGCUAAUAAAUCCUGUCUGGCUUCCA